AUGCUUGCCCCAAAACCUGAAGGGCCGGUUGGCACAGAACCUAUAACAUGGAGUGAAUUCGUUAGUCACGUAUUACCUACUGGUCAGAUUCAAAAGAUCAUUGUUUUUCCCGAGAGAGAUGUUGCAUACAUCUACACAUAUGCUGGAGCGAAGACCCGUACCGGCGAGAGGAUGGCAGCAAUCUAUCGAUUGGGAAUCCCAAGUGUACCUAAGUUUGAAGAGGAAGUUCGUGCUGCAGAAGCUGCUGCUCGCCUACCUCCAGAGUACUGGACACCU
This is a messenger RNA of Strongylus vulgaris, 276 nucleotides long. The record is from the annotation of a GenBank genome assembly. Lineage: Eukaryota; Metazoa; Nematoda; Chromadorea; Rhabditida; Strongylidae.